Molecule: messenger RNA, 998 nt
Organism: Centruroides sculpturatus (bark scorpion)
Lineage: Eukaryota; Metazoa; Arthropoda; Arachnida; Scorpiones; Buthidae
Exons: 5
Coding region: 57-998 (313 amino acids)
Source: RefSeq, a predicted model, not a curated record
AUUGAAGUCUCAAUUUACGCAUUCUGUUUUGCUUUUGAGUUACAAAUACAAUCAUCAUGAAGUUUUUGCUGCCGUUUUUCAUUUUAACUUUAAUUCCAAAACAACCCGGAAAUUGUGUGGUCAAAACAAUUUUAACUAUUGCGAACGAAAAUCUUGAUUUUGACACUUUAUUUCCUCAAGUGACUGAAGAGGUGAAAGUAGCACUUGUUAAUAUAACAGCUGGGUUACCGCAGUGUCUGGAUUCGAGUACGUUCCCUUCCCUCGGCUGUGAAAAUGAAAUAGGCGGCGGAAGUGACGUGAUGUCAAGUGUAACAUAUUUAUCGUGCUUGUUAAAGAAAGUUUGUUUCAAAAUUGAUACGGCUAAUUUAGUUAAAGUGGUUGAAUGUCUUUCAAUAUUAACUACAGGUAGAGUAAGGUUCAUCUUAGAAAAUACUAAAAGAAAUGUUACAGCAAAAAUAUACAAAUGUCUUAUUGUUAUUUACGUCGAUAGCCGUGCUGGACUUACAAACUGUGAUUUGAUUGAUUCCAUUCUAGCAAUAAAUAUUCAAUCUGCUUUAGAAAAUAUAAAUACAAAUAUUAUCAAUAAAUUAAAAGGCGAUUUCGAAACAUUGUUAAAAAUUCUUAGUGGAGAUAUGGAAGCAGAUUGUAAAUUUACAAUUAACGGAGAAAUGUGGAAAGGAAAUGGAAGGUUUGGAUUUGUAAUUGUUGACGAGGACGGAAGAAUUAACNUAGAAUUUAUUUUAAAGAUUGAAUCAGUUAUGGAAGCAUACGUUAACGGAGAAAUGUGGAAAGGAAAUGAAAAGUUUGGAUUUGUAAUUGUUGACGAGGACGGAAGAAUUAACGAAGUAAGUAAUAACUUAUAUUAUUCGUUCGAGGACUGUUCGGAUGUUAUGAACGAAGUUUAUGUUGAAAAGAACAAGAAGAAUAUAUUAAUAUUUAGAGAGAUAAACUGUGGAUCAAAGCAUUAUAAAUUUACUAAAGUUCAUAAAAUCGACUGA